Molecule: messenger RNA, 1542 nt
Organism: Gekko japonicus
Lineage: Eukaryota; Metazoa; Chordata; Lepidosauria; Squamata; Gekkonidae
Gene: JKAMP
Product: JNK1/MAPK8-associated membrane protein
Exons: 7
Coding region: 210-1136 (308 amino acids)
Biological process (GO): response to unfolded protein
Cellular component (GO): membrane
Molecular function (GO): ubiquitin protein ligase binding
Source: RefSeq, a predicted model, not a curated record
UAAAAGGAAGGCGCUUUCACAUUAAUGGUAUCACUGAGUGCCGUCAAGUCGCAGCCAACUUCUUUAGUACAGUUAAAAAAACACACCUCAGCGAACCGACCAAUCAACGAACAGUGGGUGAAACUGAACGGAAGUGACGCAUAUAGCAAGCGUCUGUUUCGGGGCAGUGAAAGGACCCGGAUGAUUGCCUUGUUAACUGGUGGAGGAGGAUGGCUGUAGCCAUUCAGCAAGCCUGCUUUGGACUUUAUUGUGGGAGGACAGUAGCAAUUGUCAAUGGGACUGAACAUCCUGGAGAUUGUGGGGUGUGUCCCAGAGGACAAAGAACAGAUGACCACAAAAUCUGCCGGCCGUGCGAGGGAUCGCCAGAACGCUACGACUGGCUUUAUCUCGGCUUUAUGGCGAUGCUUCCUUUGAUUUUGCAUUGGUUCUUCAUUGAGUGGUAUUCAGGCAAAAAAAGCUCCAGCGCCCUGUUCCAGCACCUCACAGCUUUAAUCGAAUGCAGCGUGGCGGCAAUUGUCACGCUGCUCGUGAGCGAUCCCAUGGGCUUGCUGCAGAUCCGGUCGUGCAAGGUGAAGAUGCUGUCCGACUGGUACACCAUGCUUUACAACCCGAGCCCGGACUACGUCACCACGAUCCACUGCACCCAUGAAGCCGUUUACCCUCUGUACACCAUUGUGUUUAUAUAUUACGCCUUCUGCCUAGUCUUGAUGAUGCUGCUUCGGCCACUCUUGGUGAAGAAAAUCGCUUGCGGGCUGGGGAAGUCGGAUCGGUUUAAGAGCAUCUACGCCGCUCUCUACUUCUUCCCGAUCCUUACGUUGCUUCAGGCAGUCGGAGGGGGCCUGCUGUACUAUGCCUUCCCUUACAUCAUCUUAGUGUUGUCCCUCGUUACCCUGGCUGUGUACAUGUCGGCUUCUGAAGUCGAGACUUUCAAGGACCUCCUCGUGAGGAAGAAGCGGCUGAUUGUGCUGUUCAGCCACUGGGUGCUUCACGCCUACGGGAUCGUCUCCAUCUCCAAGCUGAACUACCGAGAUCUGCCUCUGCUGGCUCUGGUGCCCGGCCCGGCUCUUUUCUACUUGCUCACCGCCAAGUAUACCGAGCCGUCCCGGAUACUCUCUGAGGGAGCCAACGGACAUUGAACUUGGCCCAAUAUCAAACCGUGCGGGCGGCGGACUCUCUGAUCUUUGGAGCAACCGGGGGCCCAUCUGCUCUUCUCGUCUUCGAGAAGUUGUUGGUUCUAUCUGGAACGUUUCUCUGGGGGUCAUCAAGACUUAAGUCCCACAAAGCAGACUCUUGCCUCCACGUGCUACUGAUGGACCACCGGUUACCUGGAACGUCUCAUCAACAGUGGGAGCCCAAGGUCCCGUUGACUUCAGUAGCCAAGCACCAAGGCCUCUCUCUGUACAGACAUCUGUGUGUGAUGUGUGAAUUGAAACAUUUUGUACCAUGUCCUUGGGAACACAGGCUGAAUAACUUAUUUAUUUCCCAGUGCAGUAUUGUAAUCUCCUCUUUAUUAAAAGUAGUAAAAUAAAGCUUCCGUCUUGU